This is a messenger RNA of Neoarius graeffei (lesser salmon catfish), 670 nucleotides long. RefSeq lists its product as uncharacterized. The transcript is spliced from 4 exons. The record is from RefSeq and is a predicted model, not a curated record. NCBI's taxonomy places the organism in Eukaryota, Metazoa, Chordata, Actinopteri, Siluriformes, Ariidae. Bases 11 to 670 code for a protein of 219 amino acids.
CAGUGAAAAAAUGGAGAAGACCUUUCCAUAUCGACGACUGGAAGUUGUCAGUCAGAUGCCUGCUGUCCCAGAUGUCAUGGAGAGAUGGCCUGCCCUUUUCUCUCAAUCUCAGGUGAAAGAGGAGUUCAAGAGGAUCACAACCAUUCAACUGGACCGAACCUUUUUGUCGAAGAUGGAUUUAUACACUCCAAAACUCCUGACCGUUUUCAAGACAAAGGGUGGGACUGCAGGCACAAAAAUAAAAAGCGUGUUGGAGUCUCUCAGUCAGAAGCAGAUUGAUAGCCAUGAUGCGGUCAUCCGUUGUCUGAUCCCUUUCCUGGGAGAAUCGACAGAGGAACUCAUUAAAGACUACCAGCAGGAUGUGUCCAAGGAUGUCAUCGAACAAGACCUCAAAGACAAUGUGAUCAAGAUCCUUGUGCUGGGCAGUGCUGCAGAGGGUGCCCCCCCAACUGAUGUCAUCAUUGUGAUUGAUGGUACAGAGGUAUUAGGUGGUUGUAAAACACUUGCCAACGCUUGCAUGCUGCUCAUGGGCUUUGUGUACUCACUGAAUCUCAGUUAUCCUCCAAAAUUGAAAUACACAUUUGAAGUGUUUCAAAAGUUGCUUUUGGAGUUAGAUGAUUUGAAGGUCUCCCCUAAAGUGGAUUCUCUGAGGAGGAAACUGCUACAUUAA